Vigna radiata var. radiata (mung bean) is the source of this 800-nucleotide messenger RNA. RefSeq lists its product as uncharacterized. The coding region runs from base 53 to 481 and encodes 142 amino acids. Lineage: Eukaryota; Viridiplantae; Streptophyta; Magnoliopsida; Fabales; Fabaceae. The record is from RefSeq and is a predicted model, not a curated record. The transcript is spliced from 2 exons.
AAUUUUGCAUUGGAUUAAUGUGAAUGUAGGUGAUAAUUUCAUAAAAUCUGCAAUGGAGUCAGGUGUGACACUUGAUGAUUAUGGUGCAUCAAUGGCAGAAAUGAGCCAGCCAUUUGUGAGAGCAUCAUUUAAUCCAGAUGGAGAGGAAGAAAGGAAGAAAGCACAUUCAAAGUCAGCAACCAAUAAAAAACUGAAAAAAGAUAUUGAUGAUGGUUUAGAUGGAGUUUUAGAGGAACAAGAAGUUGAAAUUAAAGCACUUGAAGAAGAGUUGGAAGCAUUGAAGACUGAGUUGCUUGAGGAGAAAAAUAAAUAUUAUGGUGGUUACAGUACCCCAUCUAACCAACAUGAGAAUUGCAACAACUUAGGACGUGAGGGAGAAGAUUGCAACAAUGAAACUGUUAUGAAGCAUUAUAUGUGCCGAAAGCGAUUCAAAAGUGCAGUUUGUAAAACUCCGUACAUCGGAUAUAGUCCCAAACUUUAAUUUUGGAUAAUUGUAUUACGGUAGUAUUUUGUAGAACUUUAAUUAUGGAUAUUUGUAUUUGAAACAAAGAUUUGGUUUUUUAAUAAAGAAAGUGGUUGUUAGCAAAUUCUUAUUUCAAUUGUUAUUGUAAUAUUGAUUCCAUUUGUUGAUUGGUGGUGUUGCUUAAUUUUCAUCCUUAGUUGUUCUCAACAAAUGUCCAGUUAUGUCCAGUUUUGUGACCCCCAUAUGUAGGGAAGACCCAUUAAGGGUGUUUGUAAGUUGACAAGUGAAUUGAUGAACAAUUUUGACAGAGCUGAAGCUGUUGUAAUCGAUUACAGAG